AUGCCUAAGUGGCUAGAUGAUGAUGCACUUACAGGAAGCGAUAAGCUACACUUCUAUGAGGUUAAUGAUUCGGAUUUGCAACAGAAUGCAUGGCUUCAUCUAUAUGCUCAAGUUGCUGCAUACUCUAGGUGGAUUUAUCACAUGGUGGAUCAUCUCCCAUUGGAGAUAAAGAAAGUGGUGGUACAAACAAAGGAAGACAUAGAGUCAAGUUUGAAGUUGAAGUCGGGCAAUGCAAUCUUCUACUUAAGUUUCAAGACUCGUGAAGGUGCCGAGUACAAAUCCAUAAUAAGGCAAACGAGGGAUGGAAGACCACAACACAUGUGCCUUGAAGUUAAACAUGUUGAGAUAGACAAGUAG
This is a messenger RNA of Camelina sativa (false flax), 357 nucleotides long. The record is from RefSeq and is a predicted model, not a curated record. Lineage: Eukaryota; Viridiplantae; Streptophyta; Magnoliopsida; Brassicales; Brassicaceae.